UAUUAUUUAUAUAUAUUUCAGGGUUGUACUACAAGGAACCAUUACAUCGCAGCUCAAGCUCCAAACAGGACGACUCUGCAGGACUUUUGGCGAAUGUUAUGGGAAAGGGAAUGUGGAUAUAUAAUUAUGUUGACAAACAUUGUCGAAGCAUCCAAGCAAAAGUGCGAACCUUACUGGUCAGACACAGAUACUAUGUCUAUUGGGUCGUUCACAGUUGCUGGUUGCUGGGAAGGAAGAGAGAGCUGACUUUGUCAUCAGGAAGUUUUUGGUUACAAGCUCGCAGUCGGGAGAAUCCAAGACAUUUCAGCAGUUUCACUUCAUUUCGUGGCCUGACCAUGGCGUUCCAAAUAUACACGACUUUAUCGAGUUCAUGUACAGAGUUCGUCAUACGAAUCCAAUACUUCCCGGUCCAGUGCUGGUGCACUGCAGUGCUGGCAUCGGUCGAACUGGAACCUAUAUUGCUAUAGACAUCCUGCUGGAACAGAUGGAGAAAACUAAUCGUAUUGAUGUCAGUAAGGUGAUGUUCAACAUGAGAGACCAGCGAAAAGGAAUGGUCCAGACCAACGAACAGUACGAAUGUAUUUUCCUGACCAUGCUGGAGCUAUUUAAUUAUGGUAAGACCAGCCUUGCCAAUGCCGAUUUUCAACAGCAGUAUGUACAAAAGAAAGGAACCAUGAUCAUGGGCAAGAAAUGUGUUGAUGAACUAGCACAGGAAGUUGGUGCACUGAAUGAAACUCCGUAUACAGAUUCUCCUGACAAGUACAAGCUAUAUGUUGGAGGCCAAGACAAUAUGUUUGCAAUGUUUCCGCCUUCCAAACUGGCAAAACAUGGAUAUCUUCUAGUAUCGGACAUAAAAGUCACAGAAGACGGGUUCUGGAAACUCAUCAUAGAACAUGACUCGUUCAUCAUCAUUUCUUUGAGCUCAGAGAGUGGUGCUAAAUUCAUCCCAAAACUGUCUGGUUCCAUGACUCACGGCGGUACAACUAUAACAACACGACGCCAAACAUCAGUCUGUCGAGAAAUUACAGAGAAGAUACUACAUGUUGAGGCAAAGAGAGAAACUGAGGCAAGAGAAAUAUACCACUACAGUAUUCAUGGAUGGUCUUCCACCCUUGAGUCUUCAAAACUGAUCUCUAUUUUGACAAUACUCACUGAAAAGAUACACAAGAAACAGAAGGAUGUUGGACCACACCCUGUGACAAUUGUGUACAGGGAUGCCGAGGCUAAAAAUGCCAUAUUGCUUUGCAUAGCAAACAAUAUCAUGGCAGGUAUAGAGAUGGACAAAGAAGUGGAGGUUUUCAACAACAUCAGGCGGUUUCAAGCCAUCCUGCCUAAUGUAAAAAUCACCAAGGAGGACUUUACAUUCAUCUGCAACAUGGCGUUUGAUACUCUUGAAGCAUCUACAGUGUACGCAAAUUGUCCUUGAAAAGGGAGACGACGAACAUAUUAACUGUUCUCUGGUGAUGAAGAUUUAAAUACAGCAUGAACUGAUUAUAAUAUGCAUUCCAACAGAGUUCUGUUUUAUUGUGUGCUUUCGCCUACAAAUGCACUGCACUAAGAUAUUUUAUAUCGAUGGUCUCUAUGCAGUAAUGUAUGUAUGUAUUGGUGUCUUCAAUGAACAUCUAUCAUUCAGUUAAUAUGUGUUGUUGUACAGUGAGACAGUAAUAUGUUGUUUGUGUUUAUCUAUGUGGGUGUUUAAAAACACUACGAUCUGAAACAUUCUGGUAGACUGUAUUUUGUGCCAGCUGGUGUUUUUAUAUGUUCUUUGCAUUUUAAGAGUUUCCUGGCAAACUGAUAGCAGUUAUCAAAGAGUAGUGACUGAAACCAGCUUGAAUAGGCAAAACACCUGGUUGAUAUUGACUAUACACAGUUUUUCAGGAUGAAAAAAUAAAGCAUUAUCAUGGAUGUGUUAAACAGCAUCAUAAUAAUGUCUUAUACAAGUUACAUUUGUGUAAUCAAAAGAGGCCGAUGGCUUUAUGGAUUAUCUAUGUUUUGGUGCUACAUAAUUUCCUUGGAUUUAGAUUUUGAACUAUAUUAUUAUGUUUUUUUAUAUUUGUACUGUAUUUAAAACAUUAUUAUUAUUGUAAUAAGUAGGCCUAGCCUACAUAUGUUUUACUCGUUAAAGUGUACUUGAAUUGUUUUGCCGUUAUGUUAAAUAUGAUAUCCAUGUUCUACAAUUGAUAAAAUCAGGUUGAACUUGUAAAUUAAAAACCAAAUAAACAGCGAAGUCAUUGCCGAGUUUCAUCCUAUGUCGUACAAAUACCAUCGACGUCCCAAACUGCUGUUCGGCUAACAACAAAGACACGAAUGCAAUUCUUAUGGAAAUAAUAUUCCACAUUGUAUAGUUACGGAACGGUAGUCAAAUAAAAUAUAUUCCAGUCAGUUAACGUAUAAAAUAUAAAAAAACUGACGUAAAACGAAUCCAUUAUAGUUAAAACAAAAGUGUAUCACCAUCCAGUAAACAGACAAUACAUUUCUGUAACAUUUCUAACUGCAUCCUGGCAUAUGUGUGUAGGAAACUGACCUGUAGUUUUAAAGCCACUAUAUGAACAAAUAUGUUUCUGAUAUAUACACAGUGGGCGAACACUUUGCAUGAAAGUUUUGAAAGGAAAAUUUUAAUUAGGAGCAGUUGGUUCACCUGUUUCCCCCCAUGAAUGCUAACAACACAUUCAUAGCAAUCAAUUUUCUAACGAACUGAUUUUAGUUAAAACUAUCCACUACAGUAAGGGCACAAAAAUGCAGAAUACCCUUUGCAAAUCGUCGAAUAUAAUAAUUGAAAAUAAAUUCUAACAACGGGGGUAGGGUGGGGGUCAUAAAAGUAGAUGAUUUGACUUUGUUGAUCUGGCAUGUUAUAUGUUAAGUCAUGUUAAGUCAUCUCUCUUCAUUUUAAGUUAAUCUCAACGACAUAAGUGGACUCGACAUCGGUAAUUUUUAGGAAUAAGAAAACACGAAUUAAUUGUUUUAGAGGUUUGUAAAGUUUUGUAUUUAGAUACUUGUCUGGACUUUAUUGUUAAUGAAAAUAUUACUGAACUGCGAAGGUAAACCUUACAAAUGAACGAUAAGCAGACAACAACAAAUCAGAUAUUGAUUGUGUGGACUGUGCACGAGAAAAGAAAUCGCAUGGACUUUGAAGCAUAAUGCAGUUAGGGACAUUGACAGUACACGUCUACCAUGCUAUAAAAAUUCGGGACUCGUUUGUUAUUUAGGGCUACGCCUUUACAUUAAUGAAAAUAUUACUGAACUGCGAAGGUAAACCUUACAAAUAAACAAUAAGUAGAAAACAAAAAAUCAGAUGUUGAUUGCGUGGACUGUGCACGAGAGGCUCGCAUAAUACAAUUUUUAUUCCCAACAUAUGAUACUGACCUCACCGAAAAACACUCUGGUAAUAACCUCUAUAUAUUAAAGUUUGUUUUGUUUAACGAUACCAUUAAAAACAUUGAUGUAUUAAUCAUCGGCUAUUGGAUUUCAAACAUUUGGUAAUUCUAACAAUU
Messenger RNA from Gigantopelta aegis, 3491 nucleotides. Its product is annotated as receptor-type tyrosine-protein phosphatase alpha-like. Gene Ontology annotation, biological process: protein dephosphorylation. Gene Ontology annotation, molecular function: protein tyrosine phosphatase activity. Lineage: Eukaryota; Metazoa; Mollusca; Gastropoda; Neomphalida; Peltospiridae. The record is from RefSeq and is a predicted model, not a curated record. The transcript has 13 exons. The coding region runs from base 371 to 1426 and encodes 351 amino acids.